This is a messenger RNA of Linum trigynum, 2457 nucleotides long. The record is from the annotation of a GenBank genome assembly. NCBI's taxonomy places the organism in Eukaryota, Viridiplantae, Streptophyta, Magnoliopsida, Malpighiales, Linaceae.
CUAGGCCAUUAGACCAAACUUAGGAAGUUAGCGUGUAGUUAAAAUAUGUUUUAGGCAGUUAGGGCCUUAGGGCCUAGGGUUAGUGAUGGUAUUGAAGUUUAAUUUAAUUAAUUAUUUUGAAAUUUAUUAAUACCAUCAGCAUGUCUUACAGGAGUAAAAUUGUUGUAGGUUUUUUUCUACAGGUCUCUAGGUUUUGCACCGUCCACAAAUUAUGCAACUCCGGCAACGAGAUUCCUUGAAUCGUCUAACGGUUUCUGGUGCCCCUGCAUCGUCAACAGCAGCUCUGCACUGUUCAGCAUCCCAUAUCUUCUCGUUCAGCAGCUCCAGCCCGUUCAACAACUCGCGCCGUCGACUCCGAACCGACCAUUUCUUCGUCGGCGCCGACGGUCAUCUCUUUCCUUAUAUCCUGCCUCCUAGAGUUCGUUGUAUAUUAACUUUUUUGUCUGUAUUGCAGGGAAAUUUCUUCAUUGCAACCCAGGUUUGAAAUUGAUUUGUGAACCCCGCCGUGAAUAACAGCUUGAGUUUUUAUUAACAACCUCGUAGAGCAUUGUCAAUGGUUUGUAUUGUAUUUAAGAACUCAACAUGGGCUUUAUUAACAGAGUGGUAUCAUUAUUAACAUGUGGCAUGCAGAAUUAGUUAUGGAAUUUCAUGGAUUGUUAAUAUCUUAUGACUUAAUUAUAUUUGUAAUGUUUUCAAAUUUUGUAUGUACAUGUGAAUUUCGAAGGUGGGAAAAUGUAAAUGUUACUUUCAAUAAAAAACUGUUAAUCUCGUAUCAUUGAACCACUAAUAACGCUUAUGUAUAACAUUAAUAAUUGUCACAACACCGGCUAAUGUUGCUCUACAAUAUUUUGGAAUUUACACUCCUUUCUUAACAAUGAACAUCGUUUGUGUUAACAAUCGCUCAAUAGUAUGAUUAAACAUCUCCACGCAACAAGUUAAUAACAUUCACCUAAACAUAGUAUAUUACUGAUAAUGGUAUAAAAAUGACUAACAAUUAAAAUAAAACCCGUUCAUAACACAUUAACAAAAAAUAGAAUACUAUUAAUAACAUUUACCACCGAUUUUCAAAACAAAAUCCAUAUGACACGUUUCACAAAACCACAUGUCCUUACGAUGUUAAUAACGACAAUGUAAAUCAUUAAUAAUAACUGCAUAGUCAAGCUAUCUUGCUAUGCCGUGUGAUCAAAGAUUGUAAGGUUGAGCUUGGUAAGAGUUCGUCAGUACUAAUUGGUCAGAAAAACCCAUUUGUUACGCUAUAAACGCUUCCUCGGUAUUAUUUGGUUAGGAAACAAUAUUUUUUGACAAUAGUAAAAUUUUGUCAAUACUAUUAGAUCAGGAAAACAAAUUUUCUUAUAUCAUAAAAAUUCAUCAAUAUUGUUUGGUUAGUAAAACACAUUUUUUACGCCAUAAGCAUUUCGUUAGUACUAUUUGGUCAGGAAAAAUUUCGUCAGCAGCAGUUUGGUCAGGAAAAAAUAACAUUUUUGACGCCAUAAAAAUGUUGUCAGUAGUAAAUGGUCAGAACAAAUAAAUUUUGUAUGCCAUACACAAUUCUUUUGAACCAUUUGGUUACAAAAUUGAAACCUUUCUUACAAAAUAAAUUAUCGUAUACGUUUUUUCAUAAAUGUAAAUCGGAAAAGAAUGACAUGUUUUAGAAAUGAUUAUUUAAUCAAUAAAAAAACACAUAAUAAGCUCUGUUCUAUGACAAAUAGAAAUUAUAUAAUAUAUAUCUCGAUCUACAAAGAUCAAAUUAGUCAUACUCAAUCUUCGAACCCUGCUCUAAUCCAGUUUAAGAGAUCAUCUCCCUGGAUUUGGAGUACCUAGGAUCAUCAAUUAAAAUAUUGCUUUUUGAUAGACUUCGUCUAAUGCUUCUUCUCCUUCUCCUUCUCCUUUCGUAUUAGAUGGCACCGCAAACAAAUUUCUCGGUCACAUUUUAACCACAAUUUACCUAUUUGGAUCUCUCAAAGAAGGAUUCAAACUUGGCACUUUAUCAUUGUGCAUUCGUGUAAUCUGCAAUAAUUGCAAGGAUAAAAUUAAAAUUAGCGUGCGAUAAUUUUUAAAUAUCAAAAUUCUUUAUUAUAUAUGACAUGUAUGUAACUCUAAUAAGAAUCACUUUGGAAAUUCUUGCUUAUGCACUGCUUCAACCAUACGAACACCUCGAUUACUCAGUGAGUUCUGUAAUUAAUUAAAAUAAAUUAUUUUCUAGCAAUCAAUAUAUAAAUAAUAAAAAUUGGUGUAUAUGUAUACGUACCUUAUAAAAUCUUGCACCUCAUCAUAGUUUUGAAGAACAUAAGAAGCUGCCACCUUCCACAAAUCAAUAUUGAAGUCUCUCAUGUCGUCCUUCACACCAAUGGCACGACCGACACCCGGAAAAACUGAUAAGUCAUGAAAUGGUUGCGACAACGAUGCAGAUUUAUCUACAUUUUUCUCUGGCAAAUUAAAUAUAGUAUCCAUUCUAGU